AUGUUCGGUGCUCGAGGAGGGAUCUUCAGCGAGGGGAAGCUACCGACCUUAAUAGAUCUUGAGAUCAGGAGGACCAGGAACAUCCCAGGGCCAGGAUCGUACAGUCCCCAGAAACGGCAGGAGAAUGAAGGUGUUCGCUUCAGUACAGCCAAGCCUAAGACGGAGCUUGAAUGGAUCGAAUACUACAAGGCCAAGAUGCCAGGGCCAGGACAGUAUCAGGUUCCUAUCACUCACCGAGGAAGGCUGGUCUCUGAACCAAGAUACGUCCGAUUUCCAACCGGAAAGGCCAAGUCUGAUCUCGAAUGGAAGAUUCUGCGGAGUCAGAAAAUCCCUGGUCCAGGCCAGUAUCACUGUGAGAUUGAUUGCAUUGGGAGUAGAACUGCAAAGCAAGAGCUGCCGCUUGCAAGGCCGGCCACAAAAGAUCCUGCCGAAGACCUGGAGAGAUUGAAGGCAAGCUUGGAGUCCGUUGGGACAAAAGCUUUGAGGCUGAAAGCUAUAGUUGAAAGCGUUACCCCAGACAAGAAUCUGAGAAGCCCUUACGAGAAUCCCUGCUACGAUCAGAUAAAGAAGCUGAAAAAGGAAGUUCGCAAAAAGAUUUUGCGUCAAGCAUAUGGUUUGUGGGGUCAACAGAAUGGGGCCAAACAAGAAUUAUUCCAAAGCCUUCAACCAUAUCUUCAAAACAAGAUUCACAAGAGUGGACCGGCUGUACGGCGAUCAAAGAAGAUUCGUGACGAAUCAGAUCCGGAGCUGCAGCAUCUUAUCGAAGUACUUGCAGAGCCAAGCUCGAACGAGGAGGACGAAGAUGGGGUCAAUCAGAAAAACUUGUCGCUGCUGCAGCUAAUGACUGUGGAGAAGUACGUGAAAGAUGAAAAGGGUUUUGCCGUUUUGGUGUGA
Guillardia theta CCMP2712 is the source of this 894-nucleotide messenger RNA. RefSeq lists its product as hypothetical. Bases 1 to 894 code for a protein of 297 amino acids. The record is from RefSeq and is a predicted model, not a curated record. The transcript is spliced from 9 exons. NCBI's taxonomy places the organism in Eukaryota, Cryptophyceae, Pyrenomonadales, Geminigeraceae.